This is a messenger RNA of Triticum urartu, 1703 nucleotides long. NCBI's taxonomy places the organism in Eukaryota, Viridiplantae, Streptophyta, Magnoliopsida, Poales, Poaceae. The record is from RefSeq and is a predicted model, not a curated record.
AGGUAACAGGUUCAUCCCCAACAGGUCAGCGAUGCACAUGGACAUGGCGCACUACCUUCUGACGGAGCCGAGGAAGGACAAGGAGAACGUGGCGACGCCGCCGUCACCGGCCAAGGAGGCGUAUCGGAGACUGCUACCCGAGAAGCUGCUCAACAACCGCACCAGGAUCCUCGCUUUCCAGAACAGGCCGCCUGAGCCUGCCAACAACUUCCUCGCGGAGCUGCGUGCCGAUGCGGCUUCCAUCCAGGACAAACCGGCGAGGCAGCGUCGAUACAUCCCUCAGUCCCCAGAGAGGAUGCUGGAUGCGCCAGGCCUCGUUGAUGAUUACUGCCUUAACCUGCUGGACUGGGGGAGCGCCAAUGUGCUGUCGAUUGCACUGGGCAACACGGUAUACCUUUGGGACGCCUCAAGUGGCUCGACGUCUGAGCUCGUUACCGUUGAUGAGGACGAUGGCCCUGUCACUAGUGUUAGCUGGGCUCCUGAUGGCCGCCACGUUGCUAUUGGCCUCGACUCCUCAGCUGUCCAGCUCUGGGAUUCCACCUCUAACCGACUGCGGAGAACGCUGCAAGGUGUGCAUGAGUCGAGAGUUGGUUCACUGGCAUGGAACAACAACAUCCUGACCGCUGGUGAUAUGGACGGCAAGAUUGUGAACAAUGAUAUGAGGAUUAGGAACCAUGCCGUGCAGACAUACCAUGGGCACCACCAGGAGGUGUGUGGACUUACGUGGUCAGGAUCAGGGAAGAGGUUGGCCAGUGGUGGGAACGACAGCCUCCUCCACAUAUGGGAUGUGUCUAUGGCAUCGUCUGCACAAUCUACAGGUCGCACCCAAUGGUUACACAGGCUUGACGACAACUUGGCUGCCGUGAAGGGGCUUGCAUGGUGCCCAUUUCAGAGCAACCUGCUGGCAUCCGGCGGUGGCGUAGGUGACAGAUGCAUCAAGUUUUGGAACACACACACUGGCGCAUGCCUUAACUCUGUUGACACUGGGUCACAAGUGUGUGCACUGCUCUAGAACAAGAAUGACAGAGAGCUGUUGAGCUCGCAUGGUUUCACGCAGAAUCAGCUCGCCCUAUGGAAGUACCCGUCGAUGGUUAAGAUGGCUGAACUCAAUGGCCAUGCUUACCCUGUCCUCUACAUGGCCCAGAGCCCUGAUUGUUAACAUGUAUUGUAUAAACUCAUGUAUGUGUACUCUAGUCCGCUCCUGAUCUUUAGGAUCUGAGCCCUCGCCCAGGCCUGCGUGCCACCUAGUUCGGGCUCCCUUGUAACUUCUUGUAUAAAUUGUACAGUCCGCAUCCAAGGCAAUACACAGAGCAAAUUCUAUCGCCUAACUCUGAUGGUUGCACAGUGGCAUCUGCUGCGGCAGAUGAGGAACUGCGGUUCUGGAACGUCUUUGGGACUUCUGAUGCUCCGAAGGCUACAGUCUACAGGGGAACGUUCAAUUGUUAUAAUCACAUCCGCUAGAGAGAAGUCGAUAUUAUAACUCUGAACUACCACCAAAGUCUAAUAUCCAAACCCCCAAACUUCAAAACCGUCCACUUCAGUAUGCCCGUAACUUAUAUUAGUUGCUACUUUUACAUUGAUCCAGAUGAACGUCAAGACCAGUUUGAUGUAUUAUACAUAACAGAUGUCGGUGAUAUAUAGUAUUUUUUGUAAUGAACUAUGCACCGUCUCGAAAGCAUGUGUCGUCCGAGAGAAUUCGAACU